This is a messenger RNA of Strongylocentrotus purpuratus (purple sea urchin), 2328 nucleotides long. Its product is annotated as polypeptide N-acetylgalactosaminyltransferase 13. The record is from RefSeq and is a predicted model, not a curated record. Gene Ontology annotation, cellular component: Golgi apparatus. The transcript has 11 exons. Lineage: Eukaryota; Metazoa; Echinodermata; Echinoidea; Camarodonta; Strongylocentrotidae. The coding region runs from base 128 to 1915 and encodes 595 amino acids.
UUGGGGGAACAACCUCGAUAAUAAACUCUUACAUUCCAAUAAAUCAAAAGAACAUCUGCAGCUGAGCAAUGACAAACUAGUUGACGACCUCGUCGACGAUAAGAGGCUCUUAGAAGUCAGAGGCGAGAUGAAAAAGGAAAUUGAAAUGCUGAAGAAAGAGCUGGAUAAAGUUCGAGGGAACAACGAGAAAAUUGUUUUGCAAGGUCAGGAUGAUAAAUUACCCCGAAAUGACAUAAAAUCCAGUGAUACUCGUCCAAGAUUAGACCGAGGCAGUAUCGAUGAUUCGAAGGUACAGAAGAAAAAGGAAGAAGCAGAAAAGGGAGACAAUAAUGGUGAAAAGAAAAAGAAUAGAGAUCCCUCAGCUAAGCACCUGAUCCGUGAUGUUGAUGUCACCUCUCAACCACAUAACCCCAAUGGCCCGGGAGAACAUGGCGCCGGGGUUCGGACCAAACUAGAGGAACAGGCCAAGGUCAAGAUCGGCUGGGACCAUGCCUACUUCAACGAGUACGUCAGUGAUAUGAUCUCGGUGGAGCGGUCGGUACCCGAUGUCAGGCACAACUUGUGUAAGACGAAGGAGUAUUCCGACGACCUCCCACGGACCAGCGUCAUCAUCUGCUUCACAGAGGAGUCGUGGUCGACCCUCUUACGAACUGUCCACAGCGUGCUCAACCGAUCUCCACCCGAGCUUAUCGCCGAGGUCCUCCUGGUCGACGACUUCAGCCAAAGAGACUACCUCAAGGAACCCCUUGAUGAGUACAUGAAGAAGCUACCUAAGGUGAAGGUCGUGCGCCUGCCCAAGCGAGAAGGGCUCAUUCGAGCACGACUGAUCGGGGCCGAGAUGGCUCAGGGGCCCGUACUCACCUUCCUCGAUUCGCACGUUGAGUGCAACGUCGGGUGGCUCGAGCCCCUGCUGCAGCGGAUCCACGACGACCCGACCAACGUCGUCUGCCCAGCCAUCGAUGCCAUCGACGCGACAUCGUUCGAGUACGCCGGGUCCGGAGCUACAAUCAUCGGUGCCUUUAACUGGGAAAUGAAAUUUACAUGGAAUGGAAUCCCGGAAUACGAGGCGAGGCGGAGAGACGAUGAGUCAUGGCCAAUCAGAUCGCCAGCGAUGGCCGGAGGGCUGUUCUCAAUUGACAAGGAUUUCUUCUACCGUAUCGGCACCUACGACCCCGGCUUCGAUAUCUGGGGUGCUGAAAACCUGGAACUAUCCUUCAAGAUCUGGAUGUGUGGUGGCUCACUAGAGAUCAUCCCAUGUUCUCGAGUAGCGCAUAUAUUCAGGAAACAACAGCCCUAUAAAUUCCCGGAUGGAAAUGUAAAAACCUUCAUGCGGAACACCAUGCGUCUGGUGGCCGUGUGGGUGGACGAACCUUACAGGGACAUCUUCUACUCCCUCAAGCCCCAGCUGAUGGGGCAGGAGUACGGUGAUGUGUCCGAUAGGAUCAAGCUACGUGAAGAGCUGAAGUGCCAUGACUUCCAGUGGUACCUGGACAACGUCUACCCCGCCCUCAAGGUCCCAGAUACAAAAGUCAGAGCAAGGGGAGAUGUUAGGAAUGCUGCCACCUCGAUGUGCCUUGAUUCGAUGGGGAAGGGUGUUCUGGGAAUGUUCCCAUGCCAUGGAGAGGGAAAUAACCAGGCAUUCACUUUGACUUGGGAUGAUCAGUUAAAGCAUAAGAACAAAUGUUUGCCGAAGAUUAAGACCCCUGGUCAGCUCAGGAUGCUGGGAUGCAAUAUGGCCAGUACUGCUCGUAUUACACACAUAAAGGGAGAAACGAUACGUGAUACAUCCUCCGGCAAGUGUCUUGAUCUGAACGCAGACCGUACCAUGGCCAUCUUCAAUCACUGUAAUGGUUCUAAGGCACAGCGGUGGAGGUUCUCACGGUACUUCGACAGGAAAGGCCGUGUCAUUACUUAAAGGGCAAUCCAAAUUUUUAUGAAAACAUAUAAAUGAGAGUAAUUGAUUGAAUAAAGAUUUAUAUUAAUUAUUGGAUCAUUAGCAAAAGACUUAUGAAAGUUUGAAAUAUAAAAUCACUACAUCUGUGUGAAUCUCAACUCAGCAAUUUGCUCAGUGUAUUGUGUGGCAUAGUCCCGUGCAACUCCCAAAUUUCGAAAAAAUAUCAUUAAUUUCUGUUUUCCUCCUACCUAAGUGCCUACUCCAUUGGAGAACUACUUAAACUGAAUUAUGGAUAGCAUAUUGUUAUAGUUCCUCUAAAACGAAAAAGAACUUCUUGAGUCAUCAAUUUCGAUAUGUUAGUCAUUUUGUGUGUUAAACAAAUAGGAAAGUUGUCCAGCAUCAAGUCAUGGUGACAUUACCGAUUCAGCCUAUUU